UUAUAUUUACCGCGCGACUGACACCUGAUGUCACAAUAAAUUAGUUUUUGAAUCAUUUCAUGUUGUGUUUGCAGAAAAUUUUGUUUACUUUAGUGAAAUCCUCUGGCAGUUACAUUAGAUGUUAGAUUUCUUCGAAAGUUGAUAGUCCGCUCCGCAAGGAAAGUUACCUUUCGAACCAUGUCAAAGCUCUAUGAGCUCAUACCCAGGCAAAUUGGCUGUGAGGUCGUCGGUAUCAAUUUACAAACUGAGAACAGACCUGAAGUGAUCGAACAAAUAAGAAAAGACGUUACUUCCCACAGAAUAUUGUUGUUUACGGGCCAAGGUAUCAUCGACGGUGCCAGACAUGUGGAAAUCAGUAGAUGGUUUGGAGACUUGGAAUCAACAUUUUACAAACACGAGAAAUCACCCCAUCCAGACGUUUUUAGAGUUUCAAAUGAUGCGACUGAAGGAUGCCGCGGUGUUGGUAGAACCGGAUGGCAUAUCGAUGGUUCGUUUCAACCUGCACCGUUCGGCUAUUCCUUGUAUCACAUGGUGUCAGUCCCAUCGGACGGAGCUACACAAUUUCUCCCAUUGACAGAGUUCAUCGAAAAUUUGAAAACGGAAACAUUUGCCAAAUGGAACCAAUUAUGGAUGAUGAGCGAUCGCCGAUCGGGGCCCAUACAUCCGUUGAUUUAUAAACAUCCAUUGACGAAGAAGCUGGUAAUGUGCCUUCAUCUGGGUAUGACCGAACGUUUUAUCUCGAACUAUGGAGGAUCGAAAGAAAAAUUGUUGAGCAUCGAAGAAAGUGAACAGAUUCUUCGAGAAAUUCACGACGAAAUAACUGUGAGAAAUCAGAAGCUUAUCUACAGGCAUGAGUGGCAACCCGGUGAGUUUAUUAUUUCCGAUAAUUUGGCUGUUGGUCAUGAGGCGGUUCCUGAAACUCAAUACUCUAGAGAUCGAGUUGGAUUGCGUGUGUUGCAUAGAACGACUAUACAAGGCGUUCAUAAACCUAAUAAAGAUUGAAUGAGGAGAA
Bradysia coprophila is the source of this 1012-nucleotide messenger RNA. RefSeq lists its product as uncharacterized. The record is from RefSeq and is a predicted model, not a curated record. Lineage: Eukaryota; Metazoa; Arthropoda; Insecta; Diptera; Sciaridae. Gene Ontology annotation, molecular function: oxidoreductase activity.